Molecule: messenger RNA, 636 nt
Organism: Leptosia nina
Lineage: Eukaryota; Metazoa; Arthropoda; Insecta; Lepidoptera; Pieridae
Source: the annotation of a GenBank genome assembly
AUGGCAAAAACUUACGAUUAUUUAUUUAAAUUACUCUUAAUAGGUGAUUCCGGUGUGGGAAAAACAUCUAUCUUGUUUCGAUUUUCAGAAGAUGCAUUCAACAUUUCAUUUAUAUCAACUAUUGGUAUUGACUUUAAGAUACGAACAAUAGAUUUAGAUGGCAAAAAAGUUAAGUUACAGAUAUGGGAUACAGCUGGUCAGGAAAGGUUCCGUACCAUCACAACCGCAUAUUAUCGAGGAUCUAUGGGGAUAAUGCUAGUGUAUGAUGUGACAAAUGAAAAGAGUUUUGAAAAUAUUAAGAACUGGAUAAGAAACAUUGAGGAAAAUGCAAGUGCUGAUGUUGAAAAAAUGAUUCUUGGCAAUAAAUGUGAUUUGGAUUCAAAAAGACAGGUGUCAAAAGAACGAGGUGAACAAUUAGCAGUAGAAUAUCAAAUUAAAUUUAUAGAAACAUCUGCAAAGGAUUCGGUAAAUGUUGAAAAUGCUUUCUAUACAUUAGCAAGAGAUAUAAAAGCUAAAAUGGAGAAAAAACAGGAGGCGAGUAACCCGCCAGGGGCACGCGGAGGCACUCACCAGCUGAAAGCAACGGACCAACAGCGCAAGCCCACUUCUUGGUUGUCUCGCUGUUCCAUCCUUUGA